AUGGCAAGUCGACGUUCUUCGACACUAAUUAUUGACAACGGAACAGGAGUUUUGAAAGCUGGAAUGAGCGGAGACGAAAAGCUUCCUAGCGUGGUUACGCACUCUAGUGCUAUCAUGUACGAUACGGUACGUCUUUUUCUUGCCACCGAAGACCUGGCACGACGUAAAUCUUACCAAAACGUUGAUUCUCUGAGAGAGAUGUGGAAAAACGCGAUAAGUAAACUGAAGAUUCAUCCAUUCGAACACAACGUCGUCCUCGCUGAAAGCGAGAUGCACACCGAAUCAGACGUUGAAAAAAUGGAAGAAAUUAUGUUUGAAGAAUUCCGAACGCCGGCACUCUACAUCGGCAACGAAUCCGCAUUCUCACUCAUUUGGCAUCGCAAACCGACGGGAGUUAUUGUAGAUUGUGGUGACUACAUCACGUCUGUUGUACCUUUUUACGACGGUACACGUCUUCCGAAUAACCGUCUACUUAACUACGGCGGUCGGAAUGUUACUCUAAAACUUUUCAAAAAUCUAUCUAGAAACGGUUACCACGAGUUGGACUCUAAAAAUCCUAAACAUUUUGAGGAACUGAGAAAGAUCAAAGAGAAAUUUGGAUACGUACAAAUUUGGGAGAGAAGACGUUGGACAGAUAAACAUAAUAAGCCAUUUAUAGUUCCUUGUGAACUAGUCCCUGAAAAGGAUUGCGUCCUUAGGCUCGAGACUUUCUAUGCCUCGGAUGGUUUGUUUCAGCCUAUGUGCUUUUACAGCAGUGCUAUGGCAAUUCAAGACGCGCUGUGCAAAGCCAUUGAGACGCAAAUCGAAUCGAUACAAGAAGAGCUCAUCCAAUCCGUGCUCUUGUGUGGUGGCGGCACACUGUUAACAUCGUUUGCAGACAGAAUUGCGAUGCAAUUCGACGCUCUCGAGAAGUUUCCUAGACCUGUCAACGUCAUUACUAACAAGAAUCGUGAACACAGCGUUUGGCUUGGAGCGAACGAAUUCGCAAAGAAGGAGGAAUGCAUUAGUCAAGUUUUGAUUAGCAAAGCGCAGUAUCAUGAAUACGGAGUGGGGGUUUGUAGAGACGAACGAAACAGAGCAGCGCACUUGUACUUUUCCAGCAGCACGCCGUGA
Messenger RNA from Corticium candelabrum, 1113 nucleotides. RefSeq names its product actin-like. The coding region runs from base 1 to 1113 and encodes 370 amino acids. The transcript has 3 exons. Lineage: Eukaryota; Metazoa; Porifera; Homoscleromorpha; Homosclerophorida; Plakinidae. The record is from RefSeq and is a predicted model, not a curated record.